Messenger RNA from Labeo rohita (rohu), 1879 nucleotides. It is a transcript of the gene cers5, whose product is annotated as ceramide synthase 5. NCBI's taxonomy places the organism in Eukaryota, Metazoa, Chordata, Actinopteri, Cypriniformes, Cyprinidae. Bases 200 to 1363 code for a protein of 387 amino acids. Gene Ontology annotation, cellular component: membrane. The record is from RefSeq and is a predicted model, not a curated record. The transcript is spliced from 10 exons. Gene Ontology annotation, biological process: ceramide biosynthetic process. Gene Ontology annotation, molecular function: sphingosine N-acyltransferase activity; DNA binding.
CAUCGCACGGAAGAUCAGUCCGCACACUUCCUCAUGCAGCUUCAUCACGGGUGUGGAAACACCUUCAACACGUCCACACUCAAACUACACACGCUAGAGGAAGAGAGAGGGAGAAAGGGGGCGGUGAAUCGUUUGCCACCCGCAUAUUUUCUUUCUUUUCGUCCUCUUCUCUCUCUAAAUCUCUAGUUUUCUUUCUAACAUGGCUGCGCUCUCAGCCUGGUUCUGGAACGAGCGCUUUUGGCUUCCGCACAAUGUCACUUGGGCGGAUCUGGCCGAUCCAGCGCCCGGGGUGGAGUACCCGAAAGCCGGCCACUUGCUCUCCGCGCUGCCGCUGGCCUUGGGGAUCUUCGCAGUGCGGAUCUUUUUCGAGAGGUGUAUCGCGGGUCCAUGUGCCUCCAUCCUUCAGAUCCAGACGGAGUUGACUCGGAGAGCUCAGCCCAACGCCGUCCUGGAGAAAGUGUUUACAUCCAUCACAAAGUCCCCAGACUCAAGGCACUUAGAGGGUCUGUCCAAGCAGCUGGACUGGGACGUACGGAAGGUCCAGCGAUGGUUUCGACAACGGCGGAACCAGGACAAACCCAGCACAAGAACCAAGUUUUGCGAGAGCAUGUGGAGGUUUACAUUCUAUCUGUGUAUAUUUACGUAUGGGAUCCGUUUCCUGUGGCAGUCUCCCUGGAUGUGGGAUACGAGACAGUGCUGGUACAAUUACCCCUAUCAGGUGCUGACCUCAGGCCUGUAUUAUUAUUAUGUAACAGAACUGGCCUUCUACUGGUCGCUCAUGUUCUCACAGUUCAUAGACAUCAAAAGAAAGGAUUUCCUCAUCAUGUUCGUUCAUCAUCUGGCGACAAUCAGCCUGAUCAGUUUCUCGUAUGUAAAUAACAUGCUGCGUGUGGGCAGUCUGGUCAUGUGUGUUCACGACGCGUCCGACUUCCUGUUGGAGGCUGCAAAGUUAGCAAACUAUGCCAAAUACCAGCGUUUAUGUGACUUCUUGUUUGUGGUGUUCGGGAUGAUCUUCUUCGGGACGAGAUUGAUCAUUUUCCCCUUCUGGAUCCUGAACACGACGCUCUUCGAGAGCUGGGAGAUCAUCGGGCCGUACCCGUCCUGGUGGCUCUUCAACAUCUUGCUGCUGGUGCUGCAGGUGCUGCACGUCAUCUGGUCCUACCUCAUCGCCCGUAUCGCCUUCAAAGCCAUCAUGAGAGGAAAGGUGUCUAAAGACGACCGCAGCGACAUCGAAAGCAGCUCGGAGGAGGAAACCGAAAUGACACCCAAAGAGCGACUCAAGAUGGCUUCACCCCGAGGAGAAAACGGCACCAACGGCCAUUUCGGCUCCAAACCCUGGAGCCAGAACCACAACAACUGGUGACGCUCCCUCCGGUGGCCUUGCGCACAAAGAACUUGGGACUACUCGUCAUCCCUGUACCUCACUCCAACACCAAAAACACCAACGAAAUCACCCCGCUGUGGGACUUUUAAAACUCUAACGGGAGUUUGGGGCGUCAUUCCCGGUGAUGAUGGGACAGUAAUGACAAUAUGGCCACUAUGAGAAGCCUGUGAAAGAGAAAACGAUUAAAUUAGUGAUAUUUGCAUUCCCUCGUUUCCUUGUUUCGGGAGCUGAGAAGACGUUUCUUCUCCGCACUUCACAUUUUACUGAAGUCAGGGAAGAAGAUUCUCUUCAGAUUUUAAUGGUCAGAUGUACUUGAGUUUCCACAUGCAGUUGCUUUUCUUUUUGUUUUUCGUUGUUUUUUAUUGUUUUGGUUUUUUUUUUUUUUGGUUACUGAUGUGUUUGUUAUUUGUUUCCUGUGCUGUUUUUCAUUUUGCUUUUUUAUUUUUGGAAACCAAAUAAGGUUAUUAAAAUGAAAGCUGGGCCUUUGUCCUUUAA